GGGCAUGCGCACUGGGCGUCGUCGCGCCGCCGCCCGUCAGCUGAGAAUUGCCUCACAGAGCUGAGGGGCCGGUGGGUGCCUGUGGGCACCGAAGGAGGAGGAAACCGAGGAGGUCGGGGUGACUGCCUAGAGUACUGCGUAGCCUACCAACAUCUGAUGAAAUUAGCGAGUCAGCAAGUCAGCCAUGUCUUACACUCCAGGGAUUGGUGGGGACCCUGCCCAGCUGGCUCAGCGCAUCUCUUCCAACAUCCAGAAGAUCACACAGUGUUCUGUAGAAAUACAAAGGACACUGAAUCAACUUGGAACGCCUCAAGAUACACCUGAAUUGAGGCAACAGCUGCAACAGAAGCAGCAGUAUACUAACCAACUUGCCAAAGAGACAGAUAAGUACAUUAAAGAGUUUGGAUCUCUGCCCACCACCCCCAGUGAACAGCGUCAAAGGAAAAUACAGAAGGAUCGCUUAGUGGCUGAAUUCACAACAGCACUGACAAACUUUCAGAAGGUCCAGAGGCAAGCUGCUGAGAGAGAGAAGGAAUUUGUCGCUCGAGUAAGAGCCAGUUCCAGAGUGUCUGGCGGUUUUCCUGAGGACAGCUCAAAAGAAAGGAAUCUUGUGUCCUGGGAAAGCCAAACACAACCUCAAGUGCAAGUGCAAGAUGAUGAGAUUACAGAAGAUGACCUCCGCCUCAUUCACGAGAGAGAGUCUUCUAUCAGGCAGCUUGAAGCUGAUAUUAUGGAUAUUAAUGAAAUAUUUAAACAUUUAGGAACAAUGAUUCAUGAACAGGGAGAUGUGAUAGACAGUAUAGAAGCCAAUGUAGAAAGUGCAGAGGUACAUGUUCAGCAAGCAAAUCAGCAGCUGUCCCGGGCAGCGAAUUAUCAGCGCAAAUCCAGGAAAACCCUGUGCAUCAUCAUUUUUGUCCUUGUCAUUGGAGUUGUGAUUGUCGGUCUCCUCAUAUGGGGACUGAAAUCCUAAAGUUGUAAGGAGCACACUGCUGUACUACAUUGUCUAGAUUAUGUGGGAAGAUGCCUGUAAUCAUGUUUCUAUUAUUAUGUUAAAACUAUUGCAAAGGAUGGUUCCCAUACUUAGUUAUUUUCAUGGGGGAGGGGUUCCUUUGGAUUAAAUCUGAUAUUUUCUAAUACUAAAAGUUUUUCUAAGUAUCAUCGCUAGCAUAACUGUCAUGCUUUUUAAUUUAAUAACUGUAGGGUUUCUGCCCACAUCGCACAUGGCUUUCAUCUGUAAUUUAUUUACCUGUUUGACUUUGGGAAUUAGUAAACUUAAAGAUAUGCGUAUUCUGUGCACAUUUCUCGGUCGCUGUGUAACAUGCACCAGAUUUAUGUUACUUCAAUUAAAAUCUCUAAUUUUGAUUUGGAACAGUGGAAAAAAAUAUUCUCAGUAACUGAAAAAGUUAACAUAUCUGUCUGUAUUUAUUUUCUAGUUCACAGUAGCACAAAUUGUUUAUUUCGUUUUUAUUAUUGGAUCUUUUUGAUACCCUUGUUUUCUCUGAAUAAAAUUAAUGAAUAAUUUCAGGUAUAUCUUAUGCACCUGAUGUAUAUAUAUUAAGCAUUUGUGGUAGAUUGCUGAGUAAAAAUAGUAAGAUUAGAUUGUUCUUACGUAUGGUCUAUUAAAGUCUGAUAUUUACUAGGAAAAGUGUAGAUACUAUACAUGUAUAAUGUAAUUUGGAGGAAGAAAAUUAAAAGAUCCAUAUUGAUUUCUAUUCUGUUUGGAUUCUAGAGUCCAACUUGUUAUUCCACUGAACUAUCUUAACAGUACCAUCUGGUUUUGGGGGCCAUUAUUUACUUUCCCUUAUGCCUAAAGAGUAAUGACUACAUAUGUACCUUUUGGUCAAACUUACUUUUAGGAAGUAAUUUUCCCACCGUUAUUGUUUUCAAGCACCUAAGAGUUAAAUUGUAUUGUUUACAUUUUAUGCCAUUUUGUACUAUGCUUCCUUAGAAAAGAAACUGGAUGUUUGCCAAUGAACUCACUUGCCUUUUUAAAUUGAAGUUGUUUUAAUGCACUAAUCUGAAUACUGUUAAGAGAUUGGUUAACUUAGUUUGUAGUUUGUAUUUUAUACUGUUCUUAUAUAGUAGUUUGGUAGUGAAGAUAUUGUUUAACAUAGCAAUCUCUGAGACUUCAAAUGGGAACAGAUGAAAUAUGAAAUAAGUAAAUAAGCUGUAUCCUUGCAACCAAAAUAAAAAAGAUUUAAAAGGUC
Chinchilla lanigera (long-tailed chinchilla) is the source of this 2207-nucleotide messenger RNA. RefSeq names its product syntaxin 7 (gene Stx7). Bases 185 to 970 code for a protein of 261 amino acids. Gene Ontology annotation, biological process: vesicle fusion; intracellular protein transport; vesicle-mediated transport. Gene Ontology annotation, cellular component: endomembrane system; SNARE complex; membrane. The record is from RefSeq and is a predicted model, not a curated record. The transcript has 10 exons. Gene Ontology annotation, molecular function: SNAP receptor activity; SNARE binding. Lineage: Eukaryota; Metazoa; Chordata; Mammalia; Rodentia; Chinchillidae.